CUGCGUCUGUGGAGCGGCGGCGGUAAGAGCGGACGGCUGCCUCUGCUGCCUUCUAAUAUUUAGAAUUAACAACAAUAACAACGAUACUAACAACAACAAUAAUAGCGACAGGUAGAGUCGAUUCCCACUGCAUUCGCCUUAAUCUAAGCGCUUUGUUUAUCCGUGUGUUUUUGGCGUGCAAGGAACGCGAAGGCCGUCCGUGAAAUGCGGCAUUGAACGCAGGCCCAGCGACGCAUUUAGAAUCGGAAUCUUUUUAUUUUAUCAUCAUUUACACAGUUUGGUAGCGAUCGACUUAGAAUUGUUGAGGGGAAAGGAAGGCGAUGCACUGCAGCAACACGGGCGUCGUCACUCGCCGAGUCGCCCCCUAAGAGGCUGAGCCUCGGUGUAGCUCUUCCAUCCUUGUAAAUGGUUUUAUCAUGACUGAAGAGCUUAAUAAAGAAGGCAGCAAAGGUGGGCUCAACAUACAUAUGUCACCCUGCUGCAGCAAAAGCAACCGGACGGGGCCAGGUAUUAGCCAGAACAUCCUGGGUACUGGGACAGUAUCAAUGCCACGCAAGCACCCACGAAAAAAUGGCUGGAGCUGGCCACUGCACCUACAGCAGAUUACCGCGUGGUUGGCCAUCACCUAUUUUGUGACUGUCGGCUUUGGAGCUUGCUUCCCGUUAAUGCGGAGUCACUGGCAGCCAUUGGCCUACAUUGUCACAUCGUUGGUACUUGCCAUUCACGUGCUGAUGCAUAUAUUGGCAGUGUCUAUUGACCCAGCAGAUGAUAAUGUGCGCAGCAAAAUCUUCAGUGAACCAGUGCCAAUGUUUGACCGCAGCGUGCGAGCUCACGUUAUCGAGAACAACUACUGUGUGCUUUGCAGAACCGAAGUGGCAUCCAAAUCAAAACAUUGCAUUUCAUGCAAUAAAUGUGUUGCUCGUUUCGACCAUCAUUGCCACUGGCUCAACAACUGUGUGGGCAGGAGGAACUACUGGUUCUUUUUUGGCACGAUGAUAUCUGCUGUGAUUGGGCUCUGCAUUAUCUUGGCCAGUAUAAUGUAUGUGUUUAUCCAGUACUUCAUCAAUCCAGGAGCUCUUCGGGAUCAUCCUGCAUUCUCAGAAUUGAGUGGUCCAAAUGAAUGGCUGGUGUUCCUGCCAUCUGCUCCUUUGCGCAUGAGUGGCAUUAGUUUUAUCAUCUUUGUUGGGGUGACAAUGUGUUUUGAUGCAAUUUGCUGUAUAUUGAUAAUGCAGCUGCUUUGCAACCACUUUUACCUAUUCUACCACAGGAUAACCACAUAUGACUACAUUGUGCUGAAACGCAAUGAAAAGGAACGUCAGAAGAGAAUCGUGGAAGAAAGGGCGGCCAAGGCUCAACAGACCAAUUCUCAUGGCAUUGAGAAUGCUAAUCGUGGUGCCCCAAUUGCAAUCAAUAUGGACUUUCCAAAGCAGCUGGUUCAAGGACAAAAAGAAGCUUCUAAGGCAAGAACGGAUGAGAGUAGCAAACAUCUGGCUCUGCCACCUGCCCAAGCGUCUGCCCAGACCUCCUGUCACGUGGUUCACGAAAAUAGGAAGAGUACCAUAAGUAUCUCAUCCAAAAGCUCAUUGGAUAAACAGCGAGAAAUUUUCAACAAAGGUUCAUCUGCAGCUGCUCAUGAGGGAAAUUCAGAAGCCCCUUCCUACUUUUCCUACCAUCAUGGUCAUGUAGCAAGCAAUUUGCUGGAACAAGCCAGGCUGACUUCAAACAUUGCAUACAGAACUGGGAGUUUUUCAGAAACCCUGUGUGAGUGCUAGCAGCCCGAAGAUGAAAAGAAUCAAAGAGGGGUGGGAUUGAAAACACAAUUCAGACUCCACUGUUCUCAGCAAGGCAAGAGGAGAUAAGCGUUUGACUGUGUUAACUACUGACAACAGUCUACUAGUAAAGAGUGCUUACCUCCAACACUACCAAGUCAUUGGAUGAUAUUCGGCUGCAUAAUAUUGGAGCAGGAAUUGAUGUUAACUGAUCUGUUUGUGCUCGAGUCUGCUGCCGACGUUGAAACUCAUUUAAAGUCCCGUGUAACUGCCAGUGCAAGUGAGAGACUUGUGGAUAAUUUUACGUGGCAGGGAAGGUAAGGUGCAGGGUCUUGCAAAUGAUAAGGAAAGAGAAGACUUUGGAAGUCCAGCAAAUGUGAAAUGUAUGCACGUAAACAAUAUUCCGGACAACGCGGUACGAUAAUGAGGCCAGCGCGCAAUUGUCACCGCCACCGUUUGCUUAGCAAAAAAAAAAUCUACGGAGCAAAGUGUACAGCAUGAACUGAAAAUGGCAUCAAUGAUAAGAGUGUUUGUGCAAGCGACAUAAAUCAACCGUGCAUUAUAGUUCCUGCAAGAUGGUGUGGUGGACUUGUGUCGUUUCAAUGAAGAUGACUGCUCUUCACAGGGGAAAACUAUAAGUUCGCUCUCCUUCGUCACUCCCAAUAUGAGCAAAGGAAAUUGUCCAGGGUCUCUUCUGACAAGUGUAUGUGCCACUGUGGUUAUGUGGCCUGGCACAAGCGUCAUGGUGACGUCACCGCCACUUAGUGGCGAAUGGCGGUUGUGGUUAUGUGGACAAAGGGACCAUAUGCACUGAUGCAACUGUUCAGGUCGCAGGGUGGAUUUUUAGGUGAGAUAAAACUCAAUUCAAUAUUUGCAAUUAAGAAGACAAUGGAAAGAAGUUCAUCAACUGAAUCGUAAUUUAAAGACACUUCGGGGAAAAGCUAUUUCAAGCUGGAUGCUGGCCAUUCAUUAAAUCACUUACUCAGACACUUGAUAUACAGACAUCUUCCAAGCUUCAAAUGGACUUUGGCUCUUCCGCUGAGAAAUUAUGCUUAAACAUACUCAUAGUUAAAAGUCUCACUGCUCAUAGUUGGUACAAACUGUUGCAAUUAUUCCUAAUGUUUUCCUUUUAGAUACAUAGUUGAAAAUAAUAUAAAGUGUCAAUUGUUACAAUUCAGCAAUUUUAUAAUACUGCACUAUACAUUUUUAGGAGAAUCGUGAUAACAUAAAAAGGUACGGUACAGGGAUUUGUCUUUACCUUGCAUAACCAUUUUUUUUAAGCUUGGAUAAAUAAUACUUUAUGCGCACUUGGGGCACAGUUUAUAUGCCUUGCAAAUAUUGUUAAUUGCAUCUCCUUCAAACUAAAAAGUGCAAGUCUCACCACUUGGUUUACCGUAAUCAUUAGUGGCUUAGAUUCAAACCCAGGAGCUCAGCAGUGACAGCUUAUAGAAUUAAAAUAUAUAUUAAAAUAAUUUUGAAUUGAUAGUGGUGUAGAAAAAAAAACACCCUACCAAUCAUGGACAGCAGAUGGAGUGUGUGAACACAUGAUUUUUAGUCUGACGGUACGUCGUUGGGAUUUCUAUACUGGGACAGAGGCAGAUUGAAACAGACAAUAAAAAUAUAAUUUUAAAAUUGUAUAGAGGGACAAGGAGAUAUACAUAGAGAUCAAUUCAGACCGGUUACUUUAAAUUUAGGCUUUUCCAAACUCCAGGCCUCGAGUUCUCAAACACAUGAAGUCAUAUGCUGCAUGCAUCUGAGGUGGGGAGUGUUGAUUGUAAUAAAGAUAGGAUCUUGUUUUUAUUCAGUGUUCUCCGUAAGGGUUUUCACAUUGGGGAAAAGAUCAAUGACCAUUGUUCAACCCAAAGUGUAUUCAUUUCACCAUAUAACUGCCAGGUGAAACAUUUUAAAAUAUACCUCCCAGCGGUAAUUAUCAGGAUUCUACCGUAUUGCGCUGCAUUUAACACACUUUUUAUUUAAAAGUUUAAAAAAAUACAUACAAAAUGCAAUUCACCAAUCACGAUGUGCCUUUGACUUCAGAUGUGGGAGAUGCCCACUUUUGUGUCAGCUGCCUUAAAAAGGUGUGAAGAACCAAAUAACUUACACUGUCAGUCUAUGCAAUUGUAUAUGCUGUACUGUGAAGAAAAUACAUACUUAAAGCACUUUCAUUGAGGACUGCAAUUUAUUUAGUUGACUGCUGAUAUAUGGAAAAUACAUUUCAAAUCUGUUAAAUGAAUGUGCCAAAUUAUUCUUGAUUUCUUUUUAGAUUUUGAGGUUGUAUAAGGAUGCACUGAUGACUUUGUGAUGCUGUGUGAGCAUUGAGUCAUUGUUUCCAAUAAUGUAAUUAUUUCUACGUUGCAUUUGAAGAGAAUUUGCACUUUAAAAUAAUUAAAUGGCUUUUUUUUUACACGAGACAUUUUCCACGUUGAAAACAUUCUUAUAGCUUAUGCAUUCCAAAAUAAAAUGAUUUGCUAUGUCAUUGUAAUUCUAUAUAUGUAUAUCAAAUGCGUUGAUUAACAUUUUUUACGCAAUCAACAGGGUGUAAUAGGUUACCACUCAAGAGUACAUGAUCAUGGUUUGUAUUUGUGCAUCUGAAAACAGUCACCAAUGAGAACUUGUUACCUUGCUAUGUUGUUUGAAGUAAACUAAUGGUAACAUUUCAGCUUGUGUGAAAUCACUUCCAAACACACCAUUGUAGAUAUGCACAUAGAUCAUGAUGAACUUAACUACACACAUUAGAUUUUGAUUUAAAGCUUUCGUGACUGCAGGGAUUAAUAUUCUUGGUUCUUUCAGGUAAAGUCACGUAGAAGGGAAAUAAUAAAAUACUAAAAAAUAUUAAAC
Messenger RNA from Lethenteron reissneri (Far Eastern brook lamprey), 4607 nucleotides. Its product is annotated as probable palmitoyltransferase ZDHHC11B. Gene Ontology annotation, molecular function: protein-cysteine S-palmitoyltransferase activity. The record is from RefSeq and is a predicted model, not a curated record. Gene Ontology annotation, cellular component: Golgi apparatus; endoplasmic reticulum. Lineage: Eukaryota; Metazoa; Chordata; Hyperoartia; Petromyzontiformes; Petromyzontidae. Gene Ontology annotation, biological process: protein targeting to membrane; peptidyl-L-cysteine S-palmitoylation.